Molecule: messenger RNA, 2586 nt
Organism: Papilio polytes (common Mormon)
Lineage: Eukaryota; Metazoa; Arthropoda; Insecta; Lepidoptera; Papilionidae
Product: glycine receptor subunit alphaZ1-like
Exons: 8
Coding region: 275-1783 (502 amino acids)
Biological process (GO): nervous system process; regulation of membrane potential; chemical synaptic transmission
Cellular component (GO): membrane; synapse; neuron projection
Molecular function (GO): extracellular ligand-gated monoatomic ion channel activity; chloride channel activity; transmembrane signaling receptor activity
Source: RefSeq, a predicted model, not a curated record
UCUAUAGACUCAAGUUAUCUGGUAUACGUUACUAAUGACGCACGUAAUUGUUUAAAAUUCAAUUAAGCUACUGUGCUAAUUUAUCCGUUAUUAUAUGUAAAAGCUCUAGCAAUGCAAACAUCGCACGCGCAACCUCCAGCUAAGUGGUACGGAAAAACAGUUUCCCUCAUUGCUCUGUCCACAGCUCAGUAGUGGUGCAACAGUCGCGCGGCGGAGACGUCCUUUGGACAUCUAACGCGAGUUAAAACCGCGUUGUUAUGUUAGAAUCUUCAAAAUGAGCUUUAAAACUUUCUUUAUAUGUGUGUUGAUAGUAUUUACAUUAAAUAAUGUGUCAGGACAAAAGGCAACACAGAACGUGGCGCUGGACUGUCCGUCACUGGAAAAAGGAGAUGUGUACACGCAGUCGGAGUUUCUCUCGCGGCUUGCACACGAGUGUCGUUAUGACCGCCUGCUCCUGCCUACUUACCAGACCGGUGAAGUGGUCUAUGUCCACGCUAGUGCCUACGUUUACUUCAUACAGCCCGCUGAAGCACACGAUUUGAAUUUCAAAUUGCACUUCCUUCUACAACUACGCUGGACGGAUGCGCGUUUAGCUUACGCGCUAUAUUCUCCGGAACGAACGAAGAUUAUCGGAGAGAGCGAUCUGAGGCAACGUAUCUGGGUGCCUCACUUGUAUAUGUCCAAUGAACAAUCGUCGAGCCUUAUGGGUACUGACAGCAAAGACGUCCUCAUCUCUAUAGCGCCUGACGGUGAAGUGCUGUUCAGUAGACGUAUGCAAGCUGUAUUAUACUGCUGGAUGAAUCUUCAAAAGUUCCCCUUCGACGAUCAAACUUGCUCUAUGAAUUUGGAAAGUUGGAAAUACAACGCUUCAAUACUACGUCUAAUGUGGGAGAAAGAUAACCCGGUCCGGCUAUCAUCAGAGCUACAUUUAACAGAAUAUUCGCUGCUGGAUUACUGGACGAAUGAAUCAGUAGUGCGAGGCGACAUUGUGAACAUGCGUUUGGGGGGAGGUAGAUCUGGCAACUACAGCGCCCUUAAGUUUACCUUUAAAUUGGGUCGUGAAGUUGGUUAUUAUCUGAUGGAUUACUUCAUACCUUCGAUGAUGAUUGUCGCGAUGUCGUGGGUCACUUUCUGGCUACAGGCAGAUGCCUCCGCUCCGAGAAUUACCUUAGGAACAAGUACUAUGUUGUCAUUCAUUACCCUAGCGUCAUCUCAGGCAAAGACGCUACCAAAGGUUUCAUAUAUAAAAGCAAGUGAGAUCUGGUUCCUAGGGUGCAUUGGAUUCAUUUUCUCAGCUCUCGUAGAAUUCGCAUUUGUUAAUACUAUUUGGCGAAGAAAGAAGGUAGUAAGCUUGAAGAAGGUGAACAGCAAGUACAUCUUAAAGAGCACGCUAACACCACGGCUAGCGCGGCGUGAGCUGCAGAAGGAGCUACAAGCUUCGCCGCAGCUCAGCAAGUCGCGGUCCUGCUCCUCGCUGCAGCAGGAGACCAGCAGCGACCCCGCCGGCCCUGGAUACAACAACUACCUCACUGUGCACAGUUUCCCGUCAGCGCUGAACUUGCCAACUAUAACGACGCAGAGCUACGACGACCUGAUAACAGGGCAAGGGGGUCAGAGAGCGGGCGGCAGCGAGGGGUCCGACGAACCCCCCAAGCACCACACGUGGACGACGAUGACUCCCCAGGAGAUUGCCACUUGGAUCGACAAACGUUCACGAAUCUUAUUUCCUUUGCUUUUCAUCUUCUUUAACAUCAUUUACUGGACUUUUGUUUAUUGUCUGUGAUCUUGAACUUUCAAUAUUUCUUACCUUCUCUAUAUAGACGUUUCCCGGUGGAUCGAUUGGCCUACCGAAAAAUUGGCCCUUUGGGAUUUCAUUUCCGAUUGGGUCGUUUAAUUGUAUGAAUUAAAUCGGCCCAAUGGUAUUUUUCCCGAACCAUACGAUCGGUGGGCUAAUCGGCCCAACGGGAAUCGCCCCUGUUAAAAAUGUAAGGUGCUAAAAGUAUUCUUCGUGCCUGACAUAAAACCACUGCUUCUUUGACUGCAGAAUUCUUGUACUAACUACGUCAUAUUCUAAUACUGUUGAGGUGAACGUUCUAGAAAUAAUACCUUCGAAAACGUCAUAUAAUAAAGUAUUUAAACAGUUAAACAGACCUAACGAUUUUGUUUACGAAAUGCUUCAUUUGAUACAAUUGAAUGGACUACUUUUUUAAACUUUUUUUUUAAUUAAAAAAGAAAGGACAUUACCAAUGUGAGACAUAGAGCAAACGCUAGUAGUAAACCUACAUAUUUAGGCUAUAUAUUUUAUCUUAUUAAAGUCGCAAGUACGCGAAUACUUGUUGAACUUGACUUUGUUUAAGAUUAUUAUUAUAAAUGGAAAUGACGGUAUAAAAUACACUUGUUUUACACCUUUUGUGAGCAUCCAUAAAGAGGAAACCUUAGAAAUUUAAAAAUAUGUUUUUUUAGUAUUUUUGUAUUUUUUAAAAAAUGUCAGAUAUUUAAAUAUAUAAGAUGAGCUAAACUAAAUAUUGAGUUGUAUGCCUACCUAAUUGAAAAUUAUAAAAAAAAAGUAUUAAAAGGAUUAAGAUG